Macrosiphum euphorbiae (potato aphid) is the source of this 666-nucleotide messenger RNA. The record is from the annotation of a GenBank genome assembly. Lineage: Eukaryota; Metazoa; Arthropoda; Insecta; Hemiptera; Aphididae.
AUGGACCAUACUAACAUAAAUCAUAGUAUCGAAAACAAUUAUCAACAAUCUGUCAACAAGCUGACUCCCCUUCAAGAACCAGCUGACCACACUAAAAGACCUAUCUCAUCAUACGCCAGCACCAGCGACACCGACAAUGCAUCCACCACUGAGAACCCUAUAAACACGUCAUCAACAACACCUACGGAAACUCAAAACCAUCAAACCAAUAAUAGCAUCCUCACAACAAAGCUAUUAGAAUCCCAAUCCAACGAAAAAAAAAAAACAAAUGCAGGAAUAACACAUAAUACACCCCUAACACCAAUUAAGAGCACAAUUAUAAGCAAGCCUACCACCGAAAAAUCCAAGAAAAAUCCCCAACCCGCCAACAAAAAAAUUAAACGCUCCAACUCCAUAGAACUAAUAGUAGCUAAACUGGACGAAACACUAGCCCCAGCCAUAACUGUUUUUGAAGGAAUCCCCAACCGUAAAAUAGACUUCAAUCAGCUCAAAUACAUUAUUGAAAACUCCCUCAGCGUGGAUCAUCCCUCUAAUAUUCUAAACCAAUUUAACAUAACCCCGAUGGAAAUGAUUGAAAUAUUAGACACGAUUCGUCCGAAAAUAAAAAACCUCUCGAUUAAAAACAGGCUCACGAGACUAUGUAACUCAUAUCUCGAGUCAUUAUGA